This is a messenger RNA of Prunus avium (sweet cherry), 778 nucleotides long. Lineage: Eukaryota; Viridiplantae; Streptophyta; Magnoliopsida; Rosales; Rosaceae. The record is from RefSeq and is a predicted model, not a curated record.
CGUCUUCUAUCUCUUUCAUCUGAGCCAGCCGGCCGCAUCUCGCUUCUCGUCUCUCAUUUCUUCUGCAACAGUUUUCUUUUCUUCUUUUUCUUCUCUCUCUCUUUCGUCUCAGCCACAACUCCUUCGCUUCUCCAAGCUCUGAGUCAAAGGGUCAAACCCAGACUGUUGUAUCGCCCUUUCGUCUCAUUAAUUGUUCUUCUCCUCUGUCUCACCUGAACUGGGCUUUGGGUAGCCUAAUUUAGGCUUUGUAUAGGGGCAAUUUUAAUUAGGGUUUUUAAUCUGUGAGUAAUUGAAAUUGUGGAAAGUAGAAGAAGAAGAAGAUGAUGGUGGAGGAUCUUGGUGUGGAAGCCAAGGAAUCAGCGGUUCGUGAGGUUGCCAAGCUCUUGCCUCUUCCCGAACUCCUUCAGUCCAUAGCUUCCAUCAAGGCCGAUUACAUUGCUCGCCAACAGGCUAAUGAUGCACAACUUAGCACUAUGGUUGCCGAGCAGGUUGAACAAGCACAAGCUGGGCUGGAAUCCCUGUCCUUAUCUCAAAAAUCAAUAAACCAACUCCGUGAAAACUUCAUUUCUAUUGAAAAGCUAUGUCAAGAAUGCCAAACAUUGAUUGAAAACCAUGAUAAGAUAAAGCUCCUUAGCAAUGCAAGGAAUAACUUGAAUACAACCCUGAAGGUUGGCAAGCCUUUCCUUGUGUACAUAAUUUUGUCAGUCAUGAUCAUUCUCUGUAUGUGUGCGUGCCUGCAAUAUGUAUAACACAGAAGGAUUAAUAGUUUCUUGUCAGA